Molecule: messenger RNA, 1356 nt
Organism: Symbiodinium sp. CCMP2592
Lineage: Eukaryota; Dinophyceae; Suessiales; Symbiodiniaceae
Source: the annotation of a GenBank genome assembly
AUGGACGAUGAGUGCCCUCCGACGGAGCAUGGAGGGUAUGGUCAUAGCUGCACCCUGACAGCAGCCCCCGUGGGGAACGAGGAGCCCACGGCCGCCAAGAAUCCAGUUCUCAAAGCUUUGCUGCAUGUGAAAUGGGCCAACUUGCUGCAGAAGGCCGGCCAGCAUGAACGUGCUGCAGAACACUUUGCAUCUUCGCUUGCGAUCGUUCCAUCUGGUCAAGCAUACUUUGGUCGUGGAUUAGCUUUGGCGAAGCUCCGCCGUUGGCAGGAGGCUGCCGACGCAUUCGAGUCUGCAGUGCAACGGUGCCCGCGAAUGGCCGGCGCAUGGACCAACUUGGCAGGUGUCGAGCUGUCUCUGGGCCGCUGCGAGUCAGCCGAAGCCCACUGUCGCAAGGCCUUGGAGCUGGAGCCCGACAGCCGAGAGGCGGUGAUGAAUUUAGCAAAUGCGCUGCGCAACCUGGGACGUCGUAGAGAAGCGGUCCAGGCAGUGUGGGAGCGCAUCUUGCACCACGAGUCCCAGGAGGGCGAGAAGAAGGAGAGGCCCACCCCCCUCAAGCUUGCUGACGCGGAGAAGUUGGACCCGGGUCCAGAUCCUUCAUUGGUCGUUGCCUGCCUGAAGUGGGGCAAGCGUUACUCGUCUGUCUAUGUCAACCGACUUUGGGCGGCCUCGCGGCGACAUCUUCGAAUGCCUGCGCGUUUUGUGUGCUUCACGGAGGACCCAGCAGGAUUGGAUGACAGCAUUGAAGCACGGCCCCUUCCUGCUAGUUUGCCGCUGUGGUGGGGUAAGGCUUACCUCUUCAGUGAGGAAGCAGGACUCGAUGGGAAUCGCGUGUUAUUCUUGGAUCUUGACCAGGUCAUUCUCGGCGACCUGGAUCCUCUCGCUGCCUACAGCGGCCCAUUUGCUUUGCUCGGCACAGAGGACGUCGCUUGCGAGCUGGCACUUGGAGGAUACAACUCGUCAGUGAUUUGCUGGACAGCUUCGCCUUUCUUCCGACAGCUCUACGACUGCCUGACGCCAUCCGUUCUCCGGUUCGUGCAUCGCUUCGAUCACUGGCUGGAGAUGAUGGUAGAAGAUGCCGACCGAUGGCAGAGCCUCCUGCCGGGCAAGAUCUUGGACUACACCACUGUUUUCCGAGCUGGCGUCUGUCUAGGAUGCGAGACGGAUGACAGCAGCUUUGCAGUCGGGAGCACAUCAGAAGAGAAGGAGGUGCUCAACAUGGACGAUCCUCCGGCCGGAUGCGCAAUUGUGACCUUUCCUAGAAGCCCAAAGCCGCACGAAGUGGUGGAGUUGCACGGCUGGGUUCUAAAGCAUUGGGGGCCAUCGCUGGAUGCAGCCAAAGCCUUUCCUCCAGGGUAG